AGAUGACUCAUUUUUUAUAUUGUAUACUAUGAUUUUGUUUCUGCCAUAUCUGGUCAUCAUGUACAUAAACAUGAACAAUAAUGUGAAUAGUGUCAACAACAACCAACAGGUAAAUAGCAUAAAAUGAUGAUGGCUGAUGUUAAUGUUGCGGCUCAACGACUGUUUCAUCUUUUGUAGUAAUGAGAUUAUAGAACCUGAUUUGUUAGCGAUACCCGUCAAAACAUUCAUGGAAUAUGACCAUUUUUAUCUAUUUGAUUUGGUAGCCAACCAACCACCUUAUCUUCGUCACUAUCAUUUGGCCCCUUAUGAAACCAGUAUUAAGUUGACCUCAAGGCUACAAUGUUAUGAUUAUAAAGGCAUAUCUUCUCAUUUCUUUGGCAAAAAGUUUAUUGCGGGAUCGAUCACGGUUCCACCCAUCGAUCAACAAUUCGGCUGUCAACCCUUCAAUAAAAGCAAAUCGUUUUCGGGCUUAACGGUCGUUUUUUAUCGAGGUGAAUGCAAUUUCGACAUCAAAGUACAAAACGCUCACAAUGCAGGAGCCCAAGCAGUAGUGAUUUUAAGGGACGACGAUGAUCCGCCUUUCAGACCUUAUGUCUCUUCGGUGAAUGACAAGAUACCAUGUAUUUUGUUAGAUAGAUUCGAUAGCAAGGAACUUUUGGCAGUUCUAAAAGCAAAUAGUGGCACAAGUACUGUGUCUAUAAAACCCUUACCGCCUCUACCUGGUGAACUUGACGUCCGAUUUUUGGGUAAAAAGGUUCAUAAUAUGGUUAUGAUCAAUGAAUGAAAAUCAUGGGCCCAGAAAGCAUUAGGAAUAGAUGAUUAGGAAAGAAUGGAAUAGAAUAUAUAAUACGAUUAUUUUUUUCUACAAUGGACGUUACCGUAAUCUAGCUGUAAAUUCUUAUAGUACUUGUACAUUAUUCGACGCUUAUAUAACAAACCCAUCUAUCUGCUGCCGAAUGAUAAAUAUCGGUUGGUCUUUCGCCAGUUGACGUGGUUGAGAAACUACCUCUUUUUUGUAGGAUAAUAAAGAAUUCUAUGAAACUGUUACGUGGUCGUCUGAUAAAAACGGACUGGUUUUAUGAAGAUAGUACUAAGUCUUUUCUUUUCAAAUUUAAUUAUUCUUUUGCUUCUUAAAAUAAGAUGGGGUAUCUUUAAUGAAUCGGUGAAAAAUACAUAAAUGGUA
Messenger RNA from Mycotypha africana, 1183 nucleotides. RefSeq lists its product as uncharacterized. The record is from RefSeq and is a predicted model, not a curated record. The annotation marks the transcript as partial. The transcript has a single exon. Lineage: Eukaryota; Fungi; Mucoromycota; Mucoromycetes; Mucorales; Mycotyphaceae.